This is a messenger RNA of Botrytis deweyae, 4245 nucleotides long. RefSeq lists its product as uncharacterized. Lineage: Eukaryota; Fungi; Ascomycota; Leotiomycetes; Helotiales; Sclerotiniaceae. Bases 1 to 4245 code for a protein of 1414 amino acids. Gene Ontology annotation, molecular function: chitin binding. The transcript is spliced from 20 exons. The record is from RefSeq and is a predicted model, not a curated record.
AUGUUUGUUCGCAAUGUUGCAGUUUGGGCUGUGGCUCUAAGUGUUACCGUUUCGACGGUUUUGAGCGAGAGUGCUGUUGGUGAAAAAGUCGCGAGAGCUGAAGGAGAUGAUAGCAUAGCAAAACGUUUUUUGUUUUCCACAAACCCCAAUGAUUCAAAUGGCCCUUCUCUAGCCGACCUCUUUGAUUCAGAUGGAGAUGAGGAUGAUGACUCGAUCUCUGAAUUUAUUUCGCAUUUGCUCGGGGGUAACGGUGGAAACUCUGGCUCGGGAGGUGGUUCUGGCAACAACAAUCCAGGAGGGAACAAUAACCCAGGGAAUAACAAUCCGGGAGGCUCGGGCAACAACAAUCCAGGUAAUAACAACCCGGGGAACAACAACCCUGGCGGGAACAACAAUCCAGGAGGGAACAACAAUCCAGGUAAUAACAAUCCGGGGAACAACAAUCCGGGGAACAACAACCCAGGGAAUAACAAUCCAGGUAAUAACAAUCCGGGGAACAACAACCCAGGGAACAACAAUCCGGGGAACAACAACCCAGGGAACAACAACCCAGGGAACAACAACCCAGGGAACAACAACCCAGGGAACAACAACCCAGGAGGGAAUAACUCCCCUGGAGGCUCAGGUGGCAAUACUCCUGGCAACUCCGGAAGCGGAGGAUCGAAUGGAUUCCCCAACUUCCCUGGCUUCCCUGGCUUCCCCGGCUUCCCCGGCUUUGGAAAUAGCGGAGGCUCAAACAAUAACCCAGGAAACAAUGGAGGUGUUGGGAAUGGAGGGUCAAAUGGCUUUCCUGGAUUUCCAAACUUCCCCGGCUUCCCUGGUCUUGGAAACGGUGGUGGUUCAAACAACAAUCCAGGGAACAAUAAUCCAGGGAACAAUAAUCCAGGUAACAAUGGGGGAAAUGGAGGAUCAAACAAUGGAGAAUGGUCCCCCUAUACUCCACUUAUCCAAUUUCUACGAGGCGAAGGAGCCAAUUCAGCUUAUGCUUCCCAAUUUUUAAACAGGUUAGAUGCUGCCGCCGUUUCCGCCUUUCUACGUAGAGCUGGAUUUGCUUCUCUCGCCGAGUUUCAACAGGAGGCUGCUGCAGGUCUAAUCUCAAUUGGCGACUUCCUUACCUUUUUGGAUGCACUCUCACGCUAUUACUUCUUACAAUUAUUGGGGUUUCCGUUUAUCAUUGGCUUUCCAAAUCCACCUGUAUCUCCAAGUGCAACUAGUUCACUAGCUAUAGCAACCCCAAUUACGAGCGUUGGUCUUAUUGGAGGUACUACGACUACGACUACGACUACGACUACUACUAGUACGAUACCUACGUCAUUCAUUCUUCCUGGUCCUUCAACUUCAUCUACCCGAACUUCCUCGACACGAGCAAUCAUCGGCGGCCCUUCCACUUCCUCGACGAGAGCAAUUAUCGGAGGUCCUUCUACCUCCUCAACUCGUCCAAUCGUUGGGGGUCCUUCAAGUAGUAGCAGUACAAGAAAUGGUCUCGGAGCUUCAACUUCCUCGACACGAGCAAUCAUCGGCGGCCCUUCCACUUCCUCGACGAGAGCAAUUAUCGGAGGUCCUUCGACUUCAUCCUCUACAUCACGAAAUAUUAUUGGAGGUCCUUCGACUACAUCUACUAGACCCAUAGUUGGUGGUCCCUCGUCUUCCUCCACCACCCGUAAUAUUGUGGCCAGCCCAUCCUCUUCAUCUACUCGAAACGUUAUUGGUGGGCCUUCAUCAUCUUCCUCAACCAGAGCUGUUGCUGGUCCUUCAACUUCAAGUACAAGAUCAUCUACUUCCACUAACUUGAUAGCAACUUUCAGAACAUCUAGCAGUAGUUCAUCAUCGAGCUCUCCCCGGGUUUCCACGCAAGGACUUGGUGCAUCAUCCAGCUCUAGUUCCUCAACACGAUUUAAUGUGGUACCCACCACAUCCACAACUCGUUCAAGCUCUAGCUCAUCAUCAACGCGGAUCAAUCUUGUAGUGACGAGCUCUAGUUCCUCGUCAACACGAGUGAAUGCCUUGUCAACAAGUUCUUCGGUCCGUUCCAGUACUAGCUCCUCGUCAUCUUCAUCCCGCACUUCUGCCUCGGCUGUUGGUCUUGGUGCUAGUUCUACUACAUCGCGGUCAUCAUCUUCUUCUCGAAGUACCACAGCCGUGGGCCUUGUGGCAAGCUCCACUUCAACUAGGACAUUAUCUUCCUCUUCCUCCUCUCGUAGCAGUACCACAGCCGUAGGCCUUGUGGCAAGCUCCACCUCAACCAGGACAUCAUCUUCCUCUUCCUCCUCUCGUAGCAGUACCUCGGCUGUAGGCUUAGGGGUUAGCUCGUCAUCUUCUAGGUCAUCGUCAUCUUCCUCUUCCUCACGUAGCACUACUUCAGCUGUAGGCUUAGUAGCUAGCUCUUCAUCUUCUAGGUCAUCGUCGUCUUCUUCUUCCUCUUCCUCUCGUAGCACCACUUCAGCUGUAGGUCUAGCGGCAAGUUCUACUUCAUCUCGGUCAUCUACCUCAAGUAGUAGAUCUUCAACUCUUUUGGCCGUCGUUAGCUCUAGUACUAGCCGGUCAUCUUCUUCCAGUUCACGCACCUCGUCUUCAACCCAAUUGGGUCUCGGUGCUACAACCAGUACCUCAAGAUCCACUACACUUUUCUCAUCCACCAGAACUUCAUCCUCCAGCUCCGUCAGCCCAACUACGAGUGCCGCUUCUGGUUUAUUAGUCUCACCCAAUGGAAGAUGCGGACCUCAAUCUAAUUCCUUAUACACGUGCCAAGGCAGUCCUAAUGGAAAUUGUUGUUCGAGAUUUGGAUACUGCGGUCAUGAAGCUGAUUGGUGUACGGGUGGUUGCAAUCCCGCAUUUGGAACUUGUGGACUGGGGCAGUACCAAGGAUUGACGACUUCGAGUAGUUCAACCGCUGUGGGCCUUGCUGGAACUUCUAGUUCCACUUCUAGAUCAUCAUCUAGCUCUAGAUCUUCCACGUCAUCCCCUGUCGCCCAAGGAUUAAGCACCAGUUCCACAAGAGCAGCUACACUAAGUACCAGUUCAACUGCACGACUUGUCGGAACCUCUAGUUCGACUUCUAGAUCUUCUUCAUCAACGGCUUUGGGCCAGGGAUUAAGUACUAGCUCAACGCGAGCAACUACUUCGAGCUCUAUUUCCACGGCACGACUUGUCGCUGGAACUUCCAGUUCUUCUUCCAGCUCGAGUGCACGACUUAUUGGUACUUCCAGUUCCACUUCUAGAUCAUCGUCAACAUCGGCUGUGGGUCAAGGUCUAAGUACCAGUUCAACAAGAGCAGCUACUUCGAGUACCAGCUCAACAGCAAGGCUCGUGGGAACUUCCAGUUCUAGUUCGAGUUCCAGGUCUUCAACAUCGUCCGUUGUCGGUCAAGGAUUGAGCACUAGUUCAACAAGAGGAUCCACCUCAUCAUCUAGCACAAGACCAAUCGCCGCCACUGUUAGCACAAGCUCAACACGCUCAUCCACAGCCGUCGCUGCUUCCGCUAGCGCUUGUAGACCAGUCGCAGCCCCUGCAGCAACCCUCGCCUUGACCGCAACUGACUGCUGUCAAUACUACAUCACCAGAGCCGGUGACACAUGUGCCAGCAUUGCCGCUCGUCCUGGUAUUCCUGGCUUGAAUCUCGCUGUUCUUGCUCUUCUCAAUCCAAACUUGAGAUGUGUAGGACAAGGCCCUCAAGUCGGUGUCGCCGUCUGUGUUCUAAAUAUCCAAUUAUCCAUCGUAGGCAACCUGGUGUCACCUGGUGAAUCCUCAACCGUAACAUCUUCGACUAUCGCAACUCCAAGUCCAUCUCAGGCAAUACCUCAAAGCUUCUUUAUCCAGGCUCAAAAUUCUGGAACUGUAGCUGAUGGAACCAGUCUUAUGAUUCAACAAGCUGCGGAAUAUUUUGCUGGCUUUAAUUUAGAAUAUGGUCAAUCGGUUUUCCCAUUUACGUAUGAUACUGAUACUGGAUACUUGACAUCGGGUCUAUAUAUCCUAUGGGCUACAGCAUCAUAUUCACCUCCAUCCAUCAAGGUGGCUCCAGUUGGUUUUACCGGAUGGGUAGUUCCGGCUUGGCCAUUAGUUUGUAGCAUAGAUGGCAACCUGAAGGUGACAUGUACGGCCAAUGGAGAUCUCUAUGGGAAAUUUUACCUCAUAAAUGCAAACAAUGACGGACAAACUGAACUCGCUAUUGGAAAUGGCGCAACAACAAGUUCAAUCAUCGUUGCGCCAGUUGACCUCUACCUUGUUGCCAAUGAGGAGGAGGAUUAG